This is a messenger RNA of Penicillium longicatenatum, 2547 nucleotides long. Its product is annotated as metal cation transporter MSC2. NCBI's taxonomy places the organism in Eukaryota, Fungi, Ascomycota, Eurotiomycetes, Eurotiales, Aspergillaceae. Gene Ontology annotation, cellular component: membrane; Golgi apparatus. The transcript has 4 exons. The coding region runs from base 1 to 2547 and encodes 848 amino acids. Gene Ontology annotation, biological process: transmembrane transport; intracellular zinc ion homeostasis; zinc ion transport. The record is from RefSeq and is a predicted model, not a curated record. Gene Ontology annotation, molecular function: zinc ion transmembrane transporter activity.
AUGUCGAUGGAGCCGUCAUCAGAUGCGGACCUCGCUCCUUUACCUUUAUCCAAUGGUCACACACAUGGCCAUAGCCGCAGUCGCGGCCACACUCGCUCUCGCUAUGCACAACCACCGUCCUCCCUCGCCAAUGUGAACGGAUCGCAAGCGCCCGAGAGUACACACGCUGCCAAAGGAGGCAAUUCUCACGACCACGCCUCUCAACCAUCAUCUUCAUACCACCCACGUUCUGAUUCGAUGUCCCACGAUCAUCAUGGCCAUACCCAUUCGCAUUCGCAUGCCCAUAACCACAGCGUCGCUUCAAUCCAUGAUAUGUCGCAUUCACACCAUCUAAACUCGGGGCCAGAAGCGCACGCGGAAAGUAGCCCUGAGAAACUACACGCCAUUCUCGCCGGUUCCCUGAUCGCCUUGCCCUGGGUCGCUCUAUCUUGGUACCCGCACAAGUGCGCAGAGGCGUGCCAGGCGCCAAGCGCUGCAUCGAAGAACCUCCCUCUCGGAGGGAUUGGACACGCUGGGCAGACGGCAGGAAUUCUGACUGCAUUCACGCUCUUAGCAUUUGGAUGUGGCCAAAUUCUGCGUAAACGCCAAGCGGGACGUUUCUUUUCUUCGACAAAGUUUCCUACACCCAAUACAAAGAUCGCCCAAGCUGCCUUUAUGCAGAUGUGCUCGAUCGGACUUCCGAUUUACGCUUCGUUGAAAGUGGGCGGGUUUCUGGUCGCAUUUGCGUUGCUUCUUUCAACGGCAUCCGGGGUCCCGAACCUUGUGCAAGCGGAGCUACGUGGCUCGAGUUCGGAGAAAUAUAGUCAAAAGGUUCUGACCAUUGCUCUGCUGGCCAGUGUAAUGGUACUGAGCUUUAUUGGCUUGAAUCAGCCCUGGGACUCUGCCCCGUUCAUGGGGUAUCUAGCGCUUUUGACCUCGGUUUUUGUGAUUUCUCCACCUCUUCCAUCUCUUCGUCAUCAAGGGCCCAUUCCAAAGCCUGGUCUCGUUGCGGAAUCGAUCUCGAAGGCCAAGUCUGCCGGCAACCGAUCGGCCAUCGUGGUCACGACCGAUGCGCCUUUGGCUCUGGUUUCAGGAGUUUUUCUUCUUUUUCUAGGAAUAAUCGUUUCCCGGGGUCUACCCUUUCAAUUAUCAGAGCUGCUCUAUAUUUUGGUCCCCGCUGUACUCUUGGCCAUAUCCCUGAUGGUCUCAUUCCCAACGGGCCUUCGCUCUCCAGAUAAGCAUGGACUGGCCGUUUGUACUGGAGCUGCUGCCAUUCUUUGCUCCCCCCACGUCCGGGAUGAAAUUCUGCCUGUCUACGCUGCGCGUUGCAUCCUGGCUGUUGUCUCAUUCUUUGCCUCAAGAAUGGACGAUAGCCACCUCCGCUUGGAUGCCCACUCGCAUAAUCACACGCACAACCACGCAGCCAGCCAUUCCCACGUCUCUGAGUCUACAACUCGGAUCACGAAAUGGGUCAUCCGUCGUAGCGAACCGUAUCCCUUACUUUACAGCAUUGUAAAAGAGAAGGAUUCUCGCAGUAUUUUCUACUUUAUGUGUUUGAAUUUUACAUUCAUGCUAGUCCAACUAUCAUAUGGCUUCUUGACGGGAUCUCUCGGGCUUCUCAGCGACAGUAUCCACAUGUUUUUCGACUGUCUUGCCCUUGUUGUUGGACUUUGUGCUGCGGUCAUGAGUAAAUGGCCACCCAAUGCUCGCUUCCCAUAUGGCUAUGGAAAGGUCGACACAUUGUCCGGAUUCGCUAAUGGAAUUUUCCUCAUGAUCAUCAGUGUGGAAAUCAUCUAUGAGGCGGUGGAGCGUUUGUCCUCGGGCAGUGAAAUGCACCGCAUAGGCGAAUUGUUGGCAGUAAGCUUUGCUGGCUUGCUGGUCAACUUGGUCGGGAUUUUCAGCUUUGAGCAUGGUCAUCACCACCACGGCCAUGACCAUGGGCACGAUCAUUCCCAUGGCAACGAGAACAUGCACGGUAUCUUCCUUCAUAUUCUUGCUGAUACGCUUGGUUCUGUCGCUGUGGUUAUUUCCACCAUUCUUGUGCAUUACUCUGGCUGGGCCGGGUAUGAUCCUUUAGCCUCGUGUUUCAUUGCAAUCCUGAUCUUUGCUUCGGCUGUUCCGCUGGUCAUUAGCACGGCCAAAACGUUGCUUCUGGCCUUGCCAGCCGACACAGAGUACAAUAUUCGUGAAACCCUAGCCGGGGUCAGCACCUUGCGGGGAGUUGUUGGAUAUACUGUGCCUAAAUUUUGGCUCGAUGAUACGGGUUCGUCUGAUCACGGACACUCGCACGACCACACCGAUCAUAGCUGCGGUCAUGACCACCAUGCCCACGGGCACUCACACGGUCACGGCCAUGAUCAUGACCAUGACCAUGACCAUGACCACGAACAUAAAGCUCAAAAUGUUUUUGGUGUUAUUCACGUUAUUGCCUCUCGUGGAUCGGACCUUGAAGAUGUUCGACAGAGAACAGUGGAUUAUCUCAAGGAUAAGAAUGUGGAUAUUGUGGUCCAGGUGGAGCGAGAUGGAGAUGGUCGCUGUUGGUGCGGCGGGGGAAAUAAGGGUCUUUGA